This is a messenger RNA of Seminavis robusta, 825 nucleotides long. Lineage: Eukaryota; Bacillariophyta; Bacillariophyceae; Naviculales; Naviculaceae. The record is from the annotation of a GenBank genome assembly.
AUGUCAACAUCCAUAACCAACAACAGCGCCUCGGCCAAGAAAGAUCCAGAAGCCGGUUCCGAUUCGACUGGCCGCCAGUAUACGUCGAUUGCCGAAAUGUGGAAUGCCCAGGGCGUGAGUGCUGAUACUCCCCGCUCCCAUAUCCAACAAGUGUGGUACGACAAGGCCGCAGAUUGGUACGAAGAGAAUUGUCCUGCCACGGUGGAUGGUGUAUUGGGUGGUUUUGCGUCUAUCAGUGAGAUUGAUUUGAAGGGUUCCUGUGAAUUUUUGCAUGAAUUGCAGAAACAACAACAACCUACAUUGGAUUGGACCCUGGGGGCUGGUUGUGAAUGUGGAGCCGGAAUUGGUCGUGUUACCAAGGGUUUGCUACUACAAUUGGGAGUGACUCAGGUGGAUCUGGUGGAAUCCUCGUCUCGGUUAUUAUGUGAGAGUCCCGAGUAUAUCGGGGAAGAAGGAGCGGCCAAGUGCAAAUUUUAUUGCAGUGGUUUGCAAGAUUGGACUCCACCAUCGGGCCGGUAUUAUUCCAUUAUUUGGAUUCAAUGGGUCUUGAUUUAUUUGACAGAUGACGAUGUCAUUUGCUUUUUAAAGCGAUGUGCUGAUGCACUGUUACCAAAUGGCAAGGGAGUGAUUGUAGUGAAAGAAAAUACGACUGCUGAUGGGGAAACUUUUGUGGUGGACAAUGACGAUGCCUCAGUCUGUCGAUCGUUGUCGUAUUGGUUGAAGCUGAUCGAAAAGGCUGGUCUGAAAGUGGUUUACCAAAAGAUGCAAACGGACUUUCCCAAGGACAUCUUUCCAGUUCCCAUGCUGGCAUUGACAAAACAAUAA